Ochotona princeps (American pika) is the source of this 1696-nucleotide messenger RNA. Its product is annotated as protein FAM170A-like. Lineage: Eukaryota; Metazoa; Chordata; Mammalia; Lagomorpha; Ochotonidae. Gene Ontology annotation, biological process: fertilization. The transcript is spliced from 4 exons. Bases 538 to 1488 code for a protein of 316 amino acids. The record is from RefSeq and is a predicted model, not a curated record. Gene Ontology annotation, cellular component: nucleus.
UUCAGCAUAUACCUUGAUGCAAAUUUUGGGGAGAACAACCUGAGUGUAAGCCUAAUCCUCAUUUGCAUUGUGUCAUAUCCUUGCUUUUGGGAGAUUGACACAUGCAAUUUUCUUAUAUGCAAGGUAUAGUUUUCUUUGUUUAAUUCAAGUCCUCUGUCUCCUACAAGUCCUUACAUCAAAACAAGGCCUCAAAAAUAAGUUCUCAAUAGAGUUACAUUUGGACAAAUCAAGUCAACAUAAGCAAUCGCCUGUGGCAGUCCUCUAUAUCUUUCAAUACUGGCUGAGCUCCCUGGGCUGAGUGAUGUCACCAGUACCCACCCUAGAAUUCAGAGGUCUUUGUUGUGAUUUGAAUCAUAACAGUCCAGCUGCCAUACUGCAUACCAGGCAGGACAGUGCUUAGGAGCCGCGAGCGUCUCCUGUGACUCGGUGUCUUCGAAUUUUCCUACUCAGUAUUUUCUUGAUACCAUCAACUAUCUGACAGUAGAGUUACUGGUAGAAAGCUUAGCUUUUUUGAGUAACUCUUUAAAGAGUUGAACCAUGGAGCAGAGAGAGAAAAGGAAACAUCUGGAGCGUGAAUACAGUUCUCCAGCUGUAAAGAAAUCAAGAGAUUUAUGUGAGGGGGAGUCACCACCUGGGAGCGUUUUGGAUGACAAGAUCCUGGUCCAAGAGGAAGAAGAUCCAUUGGGCAAGUUGCAGUGCUACACCCAUGACUCCAGUGUGUGCAUGCCCUCUGAUGCUGAGUUGCAGCUGCUUCAACAAGAUGUGCCUGAGCCAUGUGAGGUCGUGGAGAUUGAAACAUGCAUCCAGGCAUCAGGAGAGAGUGAUUCCAGAUCAGAAUCAGUCUAUUCUUCAAGCACAUCCAGAAAUUCUAAUGAAGAAGAAAUGCAUCAAAGCCAGAAGGAAGAUCUUGGUGUUAGACACUCUGACAGGCCUUUACCCCAGGAUGUGGAACAGAAGAGCUCCACCACCUGGAAUGAUAUAUGCUUCCAUGUGCACUUAGCCAAUGAGCCCUGCUCAGAUGAAUUACAUAUGAGAAAGGAGCGGGCCAUGAAAAUAUAUUAUAUGUAUGUUAAAAGGCAGAGAGAGGCCAACACUGUAUAUAACACACAGGAAGGCAUUUUGCCUCCCAAGAAGAGCGCAAGAGUGCAAGAAUUGAGCUGCAUUGGGAAAGUCCCUUUGGAGGUCAGCUGUACUUCUGUGCUUACAGAAGAUAUGAUCAUCAACAAUGAGGCCAGCUGUGGCACAGUAGAUGAAGAUGAUUUUGAGGCUGAGGUUCCAGCAGAGAUUCUAGCCCUGGAGGACAGGCCCAGGAUGAAGACACCUGAGUGGCUCUUGUGGCCAGAAAGUGGCUUUAAAUGCAUGGCCUGCUGCCGAGUGUUCCCCAGCCUGGACAUCCUGGAGGAACACGUGAAGAAUGGAGUCAAGGAGGGCUUCAGUUGCUGCAUUUUUCACCUGGCAUUUGCCUGGAUGAAAUCAAAAGAAUCGUAAACAAGAAGAAGGCAAAGAAAAGGAGAACGCAGAAAAAUCAGGCAGAGUACACCUAUGUAUGGAAGGUAGAAAUGUUUUGACAUGAGGAAAACAUCAAGCAAAUAAGCAAAGUGCUUUCAGGCCAUGAGAAAGAGGACAGGCAGCAGUCUCACUGGGCUGACAUAGCUGCAUCCAUUCCAAGCAGCUGCAAGACCUGCUUUUUGCACAA